This is a messenger RNA of Seriola dumerili (greater amberjack), 2375 nucleotides long. RefSeq names its product F-actin-capping protein subunit alpha-1-like (gene capza1b). Gene Ontology annotation, biological process: barbed-end actin filament capping; actin cytoskeleton organization. Gene Ontology annotation, cellular component: F-actin capping protein complex; actin cortical patch. NCBI's taxonomy places the organism in Eukaryota, Metazoa, Chordata, Actinopteri, Carangiformes, Carangidae. The record is from RefSeq and is a predicted model, not a curated record. Bases 121 to 981 code for a protein of 286 amino acids. The transcript has 10 exons. Gene Ontology annotation, molecular function: actin filament binding.
AUGUUUUUUGACAAGAUAUAUUUCUAAAUAACUUUGUGUUAGUCGGUUUCUUGUGUUAAUAAAAACCUCCGCACUGGUUCUGUCAGUCAGCUGGGGUAGGUGGGGUCACAAAGAGCCAAGAUGGCUGACUUUGAGGAGCCGCUGCCAGAUGAGGAGAAGGUCCGCAUAGCGGCCAACUUUGUGACUCAUGCCCCCCCAGGAGAGUUCAAUGAAGUCUUCAAUGAUGUGCGGCUCCUUCUCAAUAAUGACAACCUCCUUAGGGAGGGGGCUUCACACUCCUUUGCCCAGUACAAUAUGGAUCAGUUUACUCCUGCCAAACUAGAGGGCUAUGAUGAACCGGUGCUGAUCACAGAGCAUGGAGACUUGGGUCAGGGACGUUUCCUGGACCCCCGCAACCGUUUGUCAUUCCGCUUCGAUCACCUAAGAAAAGAGGUGAGCGACGUGCAGCCGUAUGACGGCGAUACAGCCCUGAGAAGCUGGAGAGAUGCCUGUGAUACUGCCCUUAGUGCCUAUGUCAAGGAGCACUACCCUACUGGAGUCUGCACGGUAUAUGGAAAGAUGGUUGAUAGUCAGCAAACUAUCAUAGCCUGCAUUGAGGGACAUCAGUUUCAGCCCAAAAACUUCUGGAAUGGUCGCUGUAGGUCAGAGUGGAAGCUUACCAUUGGUCAGUCCACUGCUCAGGUGGUGGGAGUGUUGAAAAUCCAGGUGCACUAUUAUGAAGAUGGGAACGUGCAGCUGGUUAGCCAUAAGGAGGUAGAAGAAUCAAUACCAGUAACUAAUGAAAGCCAGACAGCCAAGGAAUUUGUUGACAUUAUUGAGAAUGCUGAAAAUGACUACCAGACUGCAAUCAGUGAGAACUACCAGACCAUGUCUGAUACCACUUUUAAGGCCCUGCGUCGUCAGCUGCCCGUUACACGCACUAAGAUCGACUGGAAUAAGAUCCUAAGUUACAAAAUUGGCAAGGAGAUGCAGAAUGCCUAGUGGGUGGUCAGGGACGCACGCUCCACUUGUCCCACAACCCACCUAUACAUGCGCAAGGACUAACCAAAGCAAAACUAUGUCAGUAUGGGGCAAGGAAAUAAUUUAAAAAAAAAAACACAAACAAAAAAAGUAUAACUGAAGAUUUGCAGACUGUUAGGCACAGGUAUCUGUCUGCUGUAAGGAAGUUGCAGUUAUGGAGAUAAUUGAUGGUUUGAAGGAACUGGUUACUUCUGGAUGUGUGUUGUUAAAAGAGUUGUGUUGGGUCAGUGUGCAGGGCUGUGCUCAGGACUGCUACAUUAAAGGAGCAAAUCUUCCUUCGGCUGUCUGAGGUAUCGCCGACCUCCCUAGAUUCAGGUGUCAGAAAUUGCAAUAUUUUUUCUUUGUCAAACUGAUGCAGAACUGUGAUCACGUCACAGUGGAGAUCUCAGCACACCGGGACAAAAAAAAGGAACUGCACAAGGCAGCUGAUGAGAGAAAUUAAGCACAUCAUCACAUAUCAGGGUAUGAUUUUGGACAGGAAAAUAUUCAUUUUGUGAAAGUUUUUGUUUCUUUUUUGGAAAUCGAAAUCAGGCGCGUCAGUAAAAUUGGCAGGAAAAUGAAUAGCAGUCAUCUGACAUUUCAACUGUUGAUAGGUUUAUAGUAUUGCUGAACUGACAUGGAACUUAGUUAUACAUUGCUAAAGAAAUUGACAGUAUUUUAGCCUGUUAACAGUUAGGAGUAGCACAAUCCUCAGCAUAGCUCUGUCCCUGCACUGUAGACCUGUAUGUUUGUCGGUGUUUGUCAGAGCUGAGGGAAUGUUUACUUGUUUUCUGUUGCGCUCCACUGAUGUAUGUGUCUCCACCAAUGCAAGCUAUGAUGACUGAAAUAAGAUAAAGCAACUUCUACGCUGCUGCAUCUAUAAUGCAUUCUCUGGUCUCUUACUUUGGCAACACCACCUCCAUUGCUGUACAGCUUUUCCUUUGUGAAAGGGAAACAUACUCAUAAUAACCAAGAUUUAUUUGCCAAAAUCUCUUUCCUAUGGUAAAGAACUCCAUCCUCCCACCCAUGUAUGCAAAUUUCUAUUUUAAUAUGCUGGUUUUUUGUUGGAGUCUUAGAAUAUUGCACUCUUAACCAUAACAAACUGUUUGUGUAUUGGCCAAAGCCAAGUGAAUGCAAAACAGUUGCCAUGUAAGGCAAGAUCAUAUUCUGUAUAAGUUACAUGACUUCUGUAAGGCCACAUCAUACUGUAUGUGUUACAUGUCUUCUAAGUAGGCUGACUCUGGAUCAGUUACUUGUUAGCUAGACUUAAGUGCUGUGUUCAACCCUCACACUAUACUACAACUGUGUGCCGAUCAGUUAUAAAAUUCAAGACUGUACUGCCCCAUUCUGUUGUACAAAUAAAUGGAUUGAACAUC